AAGAAGAGAUAUGCACAUAUCUAAGAGCAACGGGAAAAAAAAUGAAGAAUAAGCCGGAGGAGGAGGAGGAGCCGCUCAGCCCGAUGGCGCGUGUAUUCCAGUCGCCAGUCGUCGACAUAUGUGCCAUCAUCGACUUUGGUUUCAAAACCAAGAUCAAUCCUGACGUUGUUCUUGAUGCUCUGAGGCAUAAUGUCUACAAACAUCCUCGUUUCUCCAGCAAACUGUCUGAAAAUGGUGCAAAAUGGAUCGAGACCGAAGUCAAUGUAGAAGAUCAUGUCAUCGUACCAUACAUAGAUCCAGAAGAGAUAGGUGAAAGUGGACAAAGCUUCGUCGAUGAUUAUAUCUCACGUCUCACGACGAUGCCUCUUGAUAGAUCAAGGCCUUUGUGGGACAUUCACAUCCUUAACGUCAAAACCACUGACGCUGAAGCAGUCGGUGUGUUAAGGUUUAACCAUGCGUUGGCAGAUGGAAUGUCUUUUUUCUCCCUCGUGCUCGCAUGUACCCACAAGACAUCAAAUCCAGACGUGUUGUCUACUUCUAAUCCUUCCGUGAAACGGCGAACCACGAUGCCGCAUAACGUCGAGAAAACUGGCUGGUUCCCAAGGACGAUGUUCACCAUUGGUUCUACAAUGAGACUGAUUUGGAAUACGUUUGUAGAUUUGCUGUUGCUUUCUGCGACAAUGUUGUUUUUGAAGGACACUAAAACGCCACUGACAGGCGGUGUUGAUGUCAGGACCAAUCCAAAGAGAUUUUAUCACCGAAAUAUCUCUCUAGAUGACGUUAAACUUAUCAAGAAUGCUAUGAACAUGACUAUCAACGAUGUUCUACUCGGAAUUACACAAGCCGCUCUGUCUAGCUAUAUGAACCGACGAUAUGAACAAGACAAGAAAAAUGAGAAGGAUGGGGCAUUAUUGACUCCAUUUCCGAACAAUCUUCCAGAUGGAAUACGAUUUCGUGCAGGUUGUACAGUAAAUCUAAGGUCAGACAUCGGGUUCAAGCCAUUGGCAGAAAUGAUGGCCAAGGAUUCAAAGUGCAAAUGGGGAAACUAUUUUAGCUUUAUUAUUUUGCCGUUAUCAAUUGGUUUGGAGACUGAUCCGUUGGUUUACCUAAAAAAAGCCAAAGCUAUGAUGGCUCGAAAGAAGCACUCUUAUCAUGCACCUCUAGUGUAUUUCUUUAUCAAAAUCAUCCUGAAAGUGUUUGGAGCCAAGGCAGCAGCAUCAGUAUUCAAUCAGUAUGUGAUGAACAUAACAACUUGUGUUUCAAAUGUUAUGGGACCUAUGGAAGAAGUCAGUUUCCAUGGCCAUCCCAUCGCUUACAUUUCUCCAAGCUCUUAUGGACACUCACAGGCAUUGUUGGUACAUUACACAAGUUAUGCGGGGGAAAUGACAAUCACGAUGAUGGUUGAUCCUACUGUAAUACCGGACCCUCACAAGAUUUGUGAUGAUAUGGAAGAAUCACUGAAAACAAUCAAAGCUGCUCUCUGGGAAAGAGGGUUACUCUAAGGCGCAUGAGACCUAUUACUAGAUAUAAUCCUUAAAUGGAGUCAGAAAUAAAUGUAGGGGUCAGUCCAAGUAAUGAAAAAAUAAGUUUCUUUUUGCUACUCGAUCAUGAA
Capsella rubella is the source of this 1612-nucleotide messenger RNA. Its product is annotated as O-acyltransferase WSD1. Gene Ontology annotation, molecular function: diacylglycerol O-acyltransferase activity; long-chain-alcohol O-fatty-acyltransferase activity. The record is from RefSeq and is a predicted model, not a curated record. The transcript is spliced from 7 exons. NCBI's taxonomy places the organism in Eukaryota, Viridiplantae, Streptophyta, Magnoliopsida, Brassicales, Brassicaceae. Gene Ontology annotation, biological process: triglyceride biosynthetic process. Gene Ontology annotation, cellular component: plasma membrane. The coding region runs from base 42 to 1502 and encodes 486 amino acids.